This is a messenger RNA of Myotis lucifugus (little brown bat), 3190 nucleotides long. RefSeq names its product chromosome unknown C6orf203 homolog (gene MTRES1). The coding region runs from base 2448 to 3167 and encodes 239 amino acids. The transcript is spliced from 4 exons. Lineage: Eukaryota; Metazoa; Chordata; Mammalia; Chiroptera; Vespertilionidae. The record is from RefSeq and is a predicted model, not a curated record.
GCGACCCACAGGUUGAGAACCGCUGCUUUAGGCCAUGGUAGGGAUUUUGCUUUUCUCGGUGCUUUCGUAGGGUUUUGAGGAAAGUAGUGACAUGGUGUAAAUUACUUUUUAAAAGAAUCACUGACCACUAUGGAGAACAGGCUCUCACAGAGCCUUUGUGGGUAACCCUGGUGAGAGAGGAGGUGGCCUGAGUCUGUGGUAGCAGAGGAAAUGGUGAGCUAUGGAACUUGAUGUCCUGACAUCAUGCAUAUGGGCCUGAGGGAAAGGGAAGAGUCGAGAAUGACCGGAAGCUUUAGUUCUUAGCAACUGGAAGGGUGGAGUUACCACUGACUGAGGUGGGGAAGGCUGCAGAUGAAGCAGAUUUGGGACUGGGGAUGUAUCAGGAGUUUGUUUUUGGACCCGUUGUUUCCGGUGCCUGUUACACACUUACACACUGAACUGGAGAUGUGGAAUAGGCUAUUGUGUCAGGGGUCCCCAAGGCCGCCUCCAGGUUCAUUGAUUCACUGGGAAGACUCAAUAGAACUCAGCUGUGGGUCACAGCAAACGCAUACAAAGCACAGCCAGCAAUGGAGAGGAUGCAUGAGACAGACUGGAGGAAGCCAGGGUCAGUCUUCCAAGCCAGGAGUCCUCUCCCAGUGCAGUCACACUGGACGUGCGUAAUUCUCCCAGCAACACAUUGUGACAACAUGGGAAAUGUCUGUCAGGAAAGCUCAUUAGAGAGUCAGGGCCCCAGGUUUUUAUUAGGAUUUAGGCACCCUCUAUCGAGAAUGAACCAAAAUUCCAGACUCGCAGAAGGAAAGCAGGUAUUCAGCAUAAAUCAAGUAGUUUGUACAGACAGAUUAGGCCCAGUGAGCCACUCCUGUCCGUUCUGUGAAUGGUGAGAACCCUCCUGAAAUCCAAGUUCCCGGACACCAGCCAAGGGCCACCUUGCAGGCGGGCUUUCUAAGGAUAGCAGUCUUGGGCCUACUAUAGUAACUGUUCUGCACAGACCUACAAGUCUGGAAUUUGGAAGAAAGGUCUGGAAUAGUGAUACAGAUAUAGGGAGUCAUUGGCAUUUACUAGUAGGUGGUAUUUAAAGCCACGGAGAUGCCUGGUGUCUUGAUAAACAUUUGCCAAAACUGAUCGAGCUGGAUGAUGUGAAUGUAGAAGAGAAAAAAAUCAAAAGCUGAGCCCUAGCGCCCUCCAACAUUAAGAUGUCAGGGAGAAGAGAAGGAAGCAGCAAAGAAGUGUCGAAAAGCAGCAGCCGGUGAGGUAGGAGGUCAGCCGAGAAUGAGGUGUCCUGAAACCAAGUGGAAAAGAAAAGAGUGAUUAGUUGUUUCAAAUGCUACUGAGAAUGUAGGAUAAGACGGGGCAAAAGCUGACCUUUUGGAUUUAGAAAUGAGAGGCACUGAAGAGAGUAUAGACAACCCUUUUGAGGAGUUUUGUUGUAAAGAGGAGCAAGAAGGGCAGCUGGGGGGUAGUGGGGUUAAGAGGUUCGUUGGUUUGUUUUGAAUGAGAAAUAACAGCAUGCUGAUGAGAAUGGUUCACUAGAAAGUGAAAAAUUACUGUUGUAACUUUCUGUUUCCUCAAAGCUCCAUUUCCGGCCACUUUUGCCAUCAGAACUCUCCUCAGGCAUCCCUGCUCUGGCUCCAACCUGUGCAAGAACAGCCUCCUCGACCUCAGCUUUCACUUAAUGUUCUCUGACACCCACAUUCCACUUCAGUGGCAGCUUCUUGACAGGACUGUGUUUUAUGUAGCCCUCGCUGGCCACUUGGCAUAUGAGUGGAUGUAGUAAUAGGUAGGAUGCUCAUUUCAUUUCUCGAAAGUGAAUCUUCAAGUAGUCACUGGUUUUUGUGUGUGCUGAGCAGAUUGGGGAUGGAGUGAGGAAUGGGGUACAGUUCCUGCCCUGUCACUGCCCUUAGGAGAUAAGAAUAGUACAAAAGACAUACAGCAUUGGUGCAGCGUGAGUUUGGAAAAGGGCACGGUGAGUGGGGGCAGGGGAGGGUGGAGGAGAGGCCUGGAUUUUGUGUGGAGCCUGGAAGAGAAGAGGCCAUGGUAAAAGGAUAGAAACUUUUUUUCAGUAGUAGAAUCCUUAUUUUCAAUGAAAUACAACGAACCCCAGUAUUCACCAGCACUGCUUGCUGUUCUGGUUGAAGAGGGGCUGGGCCUGCUUCGUUAGCCCUCUCCUCUGGCACUCCCACGUCUCUGACUAGUUUCAAAACUCUGAGGUAGAAUCCGGGUUUCUUUCUUAACAACAACAACAACAAAUGUUUUUAUUGAUAUUUUUAGAGAGAGAGGAGGAAGGGAGAGGGAUAGAGAGAUAGAAACCACAUCGAUCGGCUGCCUCCUGCAUGCCCUGCACCAGGGAUCAAGCCCGCAACCUGGGCAGGUGCCCCGACAGGGUCAACGUUCAACUGCUGCAAAUCUGAGUUUCAAAGCUCUGGGCAGAAUCAGAGGUUAUAUGCACCAUGGCUAUGACUAGUGUCAGAUUGCCCCCCAGUAUUUUAAGGAAGCCAGAUGCCUGGAUUGGACUCUGGGGAGCGCUACGAGGGACACCUUCACACAAACUCUGUGCUUCCUGGAAUCGGUACUUCUAUUUUUCUAGUACCAAAUUAAAUGCACCAAGUUAUAAAACACUUUUCCAUAACAUUUUCUCACUGAGACUCCCAGGACUUUUAAUAGCUCCAGAAUAUAUUUUCCCGUUUUCUAUAAGACUCAAAAGUAAUAUAAGCUCUAAAAAAUCCACUAAAAAGACUCUGCAGAAAGUUGAAGCUGAAGAGGACUCCGAUGAAGAGAGUGAUCAUGAAGUGAGUGAGCAAGAAGAGGAGCUGGAGGAUGACCCCAGUGUGGUCAAAGACUAUAAAGACCUGGAGAAAGUAGUGCAGUCUUUUCGGUAUGAUGUUAUCCUGAAGACAGGCCUAGAUAUUGGCAGAAACAAAGUGGAAGAUGCAUUCUACAAAGGUGAACUCAGGCUGAACGGGGAAAAAUUGUGGAAGAAAAGCAGAACGGUGAAAGUGGGAGAUACGUUGGAUGUUCUAAUUGGAGAAGAUAAGGAAACAGAAACAGAGGUAGUGAUGCGGAUUCUCCUGAAAAAAGUGUUUGAAGAGAAGACUGAAAGUGAAAAAUACAGAGUGGUCUUACGACGGUGGAAAAAGUUAAAAUUGCCUAAAAAGAGUGUGACGAAAUAAAUGGAUUGCUUUUUAACAAUAAA